AUGACAUCGUCGAAUUCAUCAACGAACGAUGUCGAACGUGAUACAAAUCUUAUUGAUGUAACAAAUUUCUAUGGUCGUGCGAAAAAAGUAGGUUCAUGUGAAACUGAAUAUAGUAUGUUAGAUGAUUUUACUGGCGUUGUAACUCGUGAAAUGAACAAGAGAAACGCAUCGGUCAACACAAAUACAUGUGAUAUUGAUCAAUCAGAUUCAACUGUCGAAGUUGAUUUUUCAUCAAACAUUCCUAAGACAACAGCCGCUUCUCAUCAUAUGAACUUAACUUCAUCAUUUAUUAAGAAUAUUGAAGCACGUCGUGGUAUUAAUAAGUCGUUGUUAACAAAUGAAAACAGUCGAUCUGAUAUAUAUUCAUGUGCUAUAAAAUCUCCUUCACUUAUUGUUGAUAAUCAACAUCAUUGUUCAUCAAAUUCUUGUUUAUCAUCAACAGAACAAUUACUUCAUAAUAAUGAAGAUCAAACAUAA
Molecule: messenger RNA, 477 nt
Organism: Rotaria sp. Silwood2
Lineage: Eukaryota; Metazoa; Rotifera; Eurotatoria; Philodinida; Philodinidae
Source: the annotation of a GenBank genome assembly